Molecule: messenger RNA, 3000 nt
Organism: Polistes dominula (European paper wasp)
Lineage: Eukaryota; Metazoa; Arthropoda; Insecta; Hymenoptera; Vespidae
Gene: whd
Product: carnitine O-palmitoyltransferase whd
Biological process (GO): fatty acid metabolic process; carnitine metabolic process
Cellular component (GO): mitochondrion
Molecular function (GO): carnitine O-palmitoyltransferase activity
Source: RefSeq, a predicted model, not a curated record
AAUUGUAUGCGUACAAUCUUCAGGUCUAAAUCGUACAUUUCCGUAAAUGUUCGGCUACUCGCGAAGAGCGUUCAUUCGGACACUCACUACAUCGGAAUCAGUGGCGUUCGGUAUUACUCGAUAUACGGUUGUCCAUAGUAUUGCUGUGGUUGCUCGGUAUCGCUCAUUUAGUCGUAUUAUAUCCAACGUGUCUUCCGUAAAAAGAAAACAAAGUUUUUAAACAAAAUUCGCGUUUCUAGUUACAAUAAGAAAAAAGAAGAAAAGAAAUCUGAUAAUGUAAUUCGAUGUAACUAUACCCUUUCGUAUUUAUUCAAAAUUGUGCUAAUUUUUGUCGUAAUUCGUAAAUAUCAAAAAGAACCAGACACGAUCAUCGCUUUUUGCUUCGUGGAAGAAAAAGAAAAAGAGGGAGGGAGAGAAAGGGGUCAUCGUUAUAUCAUUUUUAAGUUCGAAGCGUAGAAAGGUGAUACCAAAAUGGCGGAAGCUCAUUCAGCCGUCGCAUUCAGUUUUUCCAUCACCCAUGAAGGUUGGGACGUGAACUUUGACCGAGAGGUAUUAAAUCUCGUUUGGUUGUCAGGUGUACGAUCUUGGAAAAAGAGAUUCUUUAGAUUUAUGAAUAACUUGAAGAGUGGUGUAUAUCCCGCGUCAUUGGGAAGCUUAUGGCUCACCGUUAUUAUUGUUACCGCGAUUCAUUUCGCUGGAUACAAAGUUCCUUACGAUCUCGUUGGUAAAGUUGCACCAUAUAUUUCCGGGUCUUCUAUACUCGCACACAUCGCUGGUUCGUUUGUAAUUAGCGUACUUUUAUGGUUGAUCGUUAUAUACAUCUUACGAUACAUAUUGAAGUUGCUUCUGAUUUAUAAGGGCUGGAUGUACGAGUUAAGAGGGAAAAAUAAAAAACCUUCCAGAAUGACUCAGAUAUGGCUCAUACUCGUAAAACUUCUUUCUGGUUGGCACAAGCCUAUGCUUUAUAGCUUUCAAGGUUCGCUGCCUCGAUUACCUCUUCCUUCGGUAGAGGAUACUAUGAGACGGUACCUCCGUAGUGUCAAACCACUAUUGGACGAUGAUAAUUAUACUCGUAUGGAGAGAUUGGCUAAAGAAUUUCAAAAUGGUAUAGGCGUGAAACUUCAACGAUACUUAAUACUUAAAUCUUGGUGGUCUACCAAUUACGUAUCCGAUUGGUGGGAAGAAUAUGUUUACCUUCGAGGUAGAUCACCGCUCGUUAUAAAUUCUAAUUUUUAUGGAAUAGAUGCUAUUCUCAUGCAUCCUACUACAAAUCAAGCUGCACGUGCUGCUAGUACUAUUCAUUUUUGCUUGCAAUAUAGGCGGCUAAUCGAACGUCAACAACUCGAACCGAUUUUAUUGCAAGGUAUUAUUCCUUUAUGUUCCUGGCAAUAUGAAAGAUUAUUUAAUACUACGAGAAUACCUGGUAUUGAAACAGACAAAAUAAUUCAUUAUCAAGACUCCAAGCACAUAGUUGUAUAUCACAAAGGAAAAUAUUUCAAAGUUCUUAUUUAUUACAAAAAUAGAAUCCUUUUACCUUGCGAAAUAGAAUUGCAAAUUCAACAAAUUUUAAUGGACAAAUCUGAACCAGCAGAAAGCGAAGAUAAACUAGCUGCAUUAACAGCUGGAGAAAGAAAACCUUGGGCAGAAGCCAGAAAUGAAUAUUUUUCGAAAGGAGUAAAUAAAAUUUCUUUAGAUAUAAUUGAAAAAGCAGCAUUCUUUGUUACCUUAGAUGAUAUUCCAUAUGAAUACGACACUGAACAUCCUGAAAAAUUAGAUAAUUAUGGUCAAAUUUUGUUACACGGCAAAGGCUACGAUAGGUGGUUCGACAAGUCUUUUACUUUAUGCAUUGGAAGUAAUGGAAGGAUCGGCUUUAACGCAGAACAUUCUUGGGCAGAUGCUGCGGUGAUGGCACAUUUCUGGGAAUUGUUAAUAUACGAAGAAGCCCACCGAGAGGCUGAUGCACCUGUAAUGGGAUCUCUCUGGGAAUAUGUUAUUGCUAGUACUUUGGAGAUAGGAUAUAAACCAGAUGGAACCAACGCAGGUACUCCAGAAUUUAUACCACCAAUUCCUACCCGACUCCAAUGGGAUUUGUCUUCUAAAUGUAUAGAAUCUAUAAAUCAUUCUAACGAGAUUGUACAGAAAUUAAUAAAUGACAUUGAAUUGCGUAUUUAUGUUCAUGACAAUUAUGGUAAAGGUUUUAUGAAAGCUAGCUCAAUGUCGCCAGAUGCAUACAUACAAAUGGCAUUACAAUUAGCGUAUUAUCGUGAUGCUGGAAAAUUCAAUCUCACUUACGAGGCUUCCAUGACAAGAUUAUUUCGCGAAGGUAGAACAGAAACCGUUAGACCGUGUACCAUUGAAUCCGCUGCAUGGGUCAAAUCCAUGGAAGAUAAAAAUGCAACUCUAGAUGAAAAGUUUAAAUUAUUACAAGCAGCAGGACAACAGCAUCAAAAAAAUUGUCAGGAUGCUAUGUGUGGCAAGGGUAUAGAUAGACAUCUUUUCUGUUUAUACGUAGUGUCAAAAUAUCUUGAAGUAGAUUCUCCAUUUUUGAAGGAAGUCUUAAGUGAACCAUGGCGAUUAUCUACAUCUCAAACUCCGCAUGGUCAAACUUCCAAAUUAGAUUUGAAGAAAUUUCCCAAUUGUAUUUCUGCUGGUGGUGGAUUUGGACCUGUUGCCGAUGAUGGUUAUGGGGUUUCUUACAUUAUUGCUGGAGAAGACGUUAUAUUCUUUCAUAUUUCUAGUAAACGUAGCUCAUUAGUAACGGAUGCGGCUAGAUUUGCACGACAAAUAGAAAAGGCAUUUGCCGAUAUGAAAACAUUGCUUUUGGAGAGGAAGAAAGCUCAACAGCACAAGAAUGGUUCUACAUAAGGAAUCUAUUUAUUAGUGCGUCAAAAGGCUAUGAAGCACACAUCAAAAACUGUUACAAAGUAUAUCAAAAUUUAAUUCCUAAUAUUUUAAAGAGCUCACACUGCAAAGUUAUACUCUUUAUUAUUUUUAUACGAG